Molecule: messenger RNA, 2466 nt
Organism: Acaulospora morrowiae
Lineage: Eukaryota; Fungi; Glomeromycota; Glomeromycetes; Diversisporales; Acaulosporaceae
Source: the annotation of a GenBank genome assembly
AUGAAUGCCUUUCAUUCUAUUCCCAACAUUCUCCCAAUUGUUCCUAUAAAAAACAUAGUUUUACUUCCCGGCCUUAUCCUUCGUUUUCAUACUUCUCAAAAAGAUACAGUACAACUUUUACAAAAGAUUUACAAAGCAGUCGACAGCAAAGAAACCAAAUACAUAGUUGGCUGUGUUCCAUUUCCCCGUUCCACUUCAACUACAAAUAAAAAUUCAAUAGCUUCUACUGCUCCUCUAACACAUCCUGGGAGCAAACCUUCUUCACCGAAGAAAAAGACUGGUGAACAUUUUGAUCAAACUUCAGAUCUGCACGAGUAUGGAUGUGCGGCUCGAAUCGUUCGUCUAGAAAGCACAAGUACAGGUUUCAUGGCGGUUGUAGAGGGGAUUGCUCGAAUUCGUAUCGAAAGAUAUAUUUUCGAGAGACCUUAUCUUGAAGCCGAGGUGACCGCUUUUCUUGAACCAGCUAUUCCGAAAGAUGACCAAGAAUUGCAAGAACUUGCAGGUUCUUUAAAGUCGACAGGUCGCGAACUCCUGGCGGUGCUAAAAGAUUUAAAAGUUCCUUUACCAGUACUUGUACAACUUCAAAAGUUUAUUGACAAUGCACCCGCCGGUUCGCUAGCGGAUUUAUUGGUUAAUACGAUUGAGUUGACUUAUGAAGAAAAAUUGAUGCUAAAAAUAUCCCAAAAAACCCAUUCCGCUGUUGAAGGAAAAAAAUAUCUGGGAUUUUAUUUGCGAAACCAACUUAAUUCUAUAAAGGACGAGUUGAGUGAUCGUGAUGACUCGUCCAUAGAUGAUGACGAUGUAACUGAUUUAAUUAAGCGAUUACAGGCAUCUGGAUUAACGGCGGAAGCUGAAAAAGUUGUUCAACGAGAAUUGAAGCGCCUCAAACGCAUGCAUCCGACUCAAGCAGAAUAUCAAAUUGUUCGCACUUACCUUGAAACACUUUCAGAAAUUCCAUGGAGUAAGUGUACCACCGAUGUUUUGGAAAUUAAUAAAGCACGACAACAACUUGAAGAUGAUCAUUAUGGUCUCACAACGGUGAAGAAACGCGUAUUAGAAUAUUUAGCGGUGCUGAAAUUAAAGGAUGACAUUAGAGGUCCGAUAUUAUGUUUACAAGGUCCUCCUGGAGUUGGAAAGACUUCAUUAGGUAAAAGUAUCGCCAGUGCUCUUGGAAGAAAAUUUCAUAGAAUCUCCUUAGGUGGAGUCAGGGACGAGGCUGAAAUUCGAGGACACCGUCGUACAUACAUUGGGGCGAUGCCGGGAUUGAUAGCACAGGGACUUAGGCGUGUUGGAGUCAAAAAUCCAGUAUUUUUGCUUGACGAAAUUGAUAAAGUUGGUCAUUUGAGCAACCAUGGAGAUCCAUCUGCUGCUCUACUUGAAGUUCUUGAUCCAGAACAAAACAAUACAUUUAACGAUCACUAUCUUAAUGUUCCUCUUGAUCUAUCUAAAGUAUUAUUUAUUGCAACCGCCAAUCAAAUCGACUCCAUACCUCUGCCCUUGCUUGAUCGCAUGGAGAUAAUCUCAAUUCCAGGGUAUACUUUUGAUGAAAAAAUUCAUAUUGCGAAACGACAUCUGUUACCAAAGCAAAUAGUAUCUCAUGGUUUAUCUCCUAAUGAUAUUAAAAUUUCUGACGGUGUGCUGCUCAAAAUCGCUGUUGGCUAUACUCGUGAAGCUGGCGUUAGAAACCUGGAAAGAGAGAUUGCCAGUGUAUGUAGGGCAAAGGCUGUAAAAUAUGCUGAUGUUAAAGAUAAUGGCGAAACCCAUGCAUAUAAUCCUGAAGUCACUGCAGAAGAUGUGGAAUCAAUUCUUGGGGUGGAAAAGUUUGAUAUUGAAGUAGCUGAACGUGCCGCGAAGCCUGGAGUUGUCACAGGUUUGACAUGGACAGCGUAUGGUUCUGGUGGUAUUUUAUUCAUUGAAGCAACACAGAUGCCUGGUAAAGGCAAUAUUCAGUUGACAGGCAAACUCGGUGAUGUUAUUAAAGAAUCCGCUCAAAUUGCGCUUUCUUGGGUACGGGCCCAUUCUUUUCAAUUGGGAAUAACAACCGCUGCUAAUGAAUCGAGUUUCUUUUUUGAACGCGAUAUUCAUAUACAUUUUCCUGCUGGAGCGGUCGGUAAGGACGGGCCAUCUGCUGGAAUUGCUCUGACAACAGCGCUUGUGUCCUUGUUUACUCACAGAUAUGUUCCUCCUACAACUGCAAUGACUGGUGAAACUACACUGCGCGGCCUUGUGCUUCCUGUCGGAGGGAUCAAAGAAAAGAUUAUUGCCGCACAUCGUGCGGGUAUUAAAAAAGUUAUUUUGCCUUCACGAAAUCGUAAAGACGUGGAAGGAGAUGUACCCGAAAACGUAAAGGAAGGAAUCGUGUUCGUUUAUGCUAACAAUAUUUAUGAUGUUCUUCAGGCUGCAUUUGAUGGGGAGAAAAUUUGGACCGAAAAUCCACCUAUUGUAGAAGUUGAGAGCCGCCUUUGA